AUAGCUCCGCAUAUAAGGAAGACCCUGAGAUCAUUGCCUCUCAUAACUCCUGCUGGAGUUGGACUGAAGCCAUGGAUACCAAGCCACUCAUACUCUGCUUAACUGCGAUUCUCACUGUAAGUGGAUGUCCGGAUGGGCGAGAAUUCCUCACCACCUUCCCGGAGAGUAAGGGGACAGAAUUAGUUCAUGAGCUCAUUAUCACAGCCUAUGAAAGCAAGGCCAUAGUAAACGUGUGGUCUCCAGAUUUCUCUAAAAGGGUGGCAGUGCCCAAAGGAAAGACGGUAACCACAGAGUUGCCACUUGCAGGAUCAACAAACAAAAUGGUUCGGAUCACCUCUGACACUGAUGUCACAGUGGUAUCAUCUAAACUGUCUUCAGCUAACCGAGAUGGGAGUGUGAUCCUUCCAACCUCUCAGCUAGGCACCGACUAUGUGGUGUUCACACCGCGUCCAAACUUUUCCGCAGGGUCUGCAGCUCAUGUUACUAUUGUAAAUGGUGACAAAGCCAAUAAGGUGAAAAUCCUGCCCUCUCGGCGGAUAAAAGGAAGAAAGAAAUGGAAGAAUAAUAAACAAAUCACACUCAAAUUGAUGCCAAACGAAGUCUACCAGCUUAAAAGUUCAAGAACCUUGACUGGCACUACAAUCAAGUCUACACAUCCUGUAGCUGUUUUGGCAGGAACCAAUUGUGUUUCCUACUUCCAAGGAUGUGCAGAUGUGUUUGAGCAACUCAUUCCAGUGCAAAGGCUUUCAAAUUACUAUUUGGUUCCAACCAUGCGCAAAAAAGACCGUAAAGACAAAGUCUAUGUGGUUGCACAUGAUGACAACACAUUAGUGUCGUUUGUGUUCAAUAGUGGGCGCAAAAGAGAAUUCAAACUUCACGCUGGUGAAAAGAAGUCUAUCCGUUUGCAUAAAGUAACAUCCUUUGCUGUCAGCAGCAACAACAAUGUAAUGGUGAUGCACCAUAGAAGUCAGCUUCCCCGUGAGGAGUUUCUCACCAACAUCCUCCCCACCUCUGAAAUGGCAAAUAUGUGGAUGUUGAACCCAAAAAAGACUGCCAGAGUUGUAAUCAUUGCGGAGGCAAAGGGAUCAAACACAAUCAGUCUGGUGAACCGAUGGAGAUCUUUCUUGCCAGACAAACAUUAUGUGUGGACUACGGAGAAACUGCGGAAGGCCAACAGUCCAGUUGCAAUUUCUGGAGAGGCCCCCAUGAUUGUUUAUGUGUUUGGUAAAAAACCCAGAACCAGUUACGGUACAACUGGAGUAUGUUUUUCAGGAAAAGCACCAACUCCAGCACCUGAUCCCUGUGAUAGCAUCAUAUGCCGGGAAAAGGAGGAAUGCCGCAAAGGUGAAUGUGUCGCCACAUCAGAGGACACCUGCUAUGCCCUGGGGGAUCCCCAUUACAGAACAUUUGAUGGCAGACGCUACGACUUCCAGGGUACCUGCACCUACACCAUGGCAAAGGUUGUGAAAAAGGAGACAGGUCUCGUUCCCUUCACAGUCCUGGCCAAGAACAACCACAGAGGGAACCGAUGGGUGGCAUUCGUGAGGACAGUGACAGUGACUGUCUACAAUCACACCGUAGCCAUUAGCAACAGACGGGGACAGGUGGAGGUAGAUGGUGAAAUUGUUUACCUGCCUGUGAGUUUAGCUGGAGGAAAACUUGAGGUGGUCCAGAGGGGCAGGAAGGCCAUUCUGAAAACGGACUUUGGUCUGAAAGUCACGUAUGACUGGAAUAUGAUGCUGUACAUCACAGUUCCAAGCAGCUACUUCCGAGCCCUGGGUGGCCUUUGUGGGAACUACAAUGGUGACCGUGGGGAUGAGUGGACCAGCCCCUCUGGCAGUCGGCUCUCCUCGGCCCUUGAGUUUGCCAAGAGCUGGAAAGAAGCAGACGGUGACUUGUUCUGCCAUGAUAACUGCCGUGGAAGAUGUCCCACUUGCUCACCAACUCAGCAAAAUAAAUAUGGUGGGAACGGCUACUGUGGGAUUAUCACUAACCCCAAGGGUGUUUUUGCUGAAUGCAUAAGCGAAGUAGACCCUGAAAUCUACUUCAGCAAUUGUGUCUUUGACAUCUGCAUCAAUAAUGGCCUGACCAGCUUCCUAUGUGAUAAUGUAGAAAAUUACGUUGAUGCCUGUAUGGCCCAAGGCAUCAAGAUUGACCGCUGGAGGACUAUUGCUGACUGCCCAAUUGAUUGUCCUGCAAACAGUCACUAUGAUGCAUGCGGACCAGCAUGCGCCUCCUCCUGUGCUGAUAAAAACGCAGCAUCCACCUGCAAGCUGCCAUGUGUAGAAGGCUGCCAGUGUAAUGCAGGCUUUGUCCUCAGCGGUGACACAUGUGUAAGAGAGACAACAUGUGGCUGCACCCAUGAGGGUCGCUACCACCCACCUGGAAAGACAUUUUGGGCAGACAACACAUGUACUAAAAGAUGCACUUGCAACUCUGGAACCAUUCAGUGCACUAACACCAAGUGCAAGAGUUCAGAGGUGUGUUCGGUGAGGAAUGGAGUGAAAGACUGCCAUCCCCUCUCUUAUAGCACCUGCUAUGGCUCAGGUGAUCCACACUAUCGAUCAUUUGAUGGGAAGAAAUUUGACUUCCAGGGAACUUGUACAUAUUACCUCUCCAAGCUGUUGAACACUACAGAUCAAAGUCUGGAAGUAUUUGAGGUGCAAGUCCAAAAUGAGAACAGGGGCCGCAACAAGGCAGUGGCAUACACAAAGACAGUCCUGAUAAAAGUGUAUGGGCAUACCAUUGUUUUAAGCAGUGACAAUCCAGGAAGAGUGAUGCUUGAUGAUGCAUUUGUAAAUUUCCCAAUAACACUGGAAGAUGGGAGAUUGUCAAUUUUUCGAAGUGGCUGGUCUGGAGUGGUAAAAACUGAGUUCGGCUUACAAGUCCAGUAUGACUGGAGAAGCUACGUGUCAGUUACUCUCCCUAGCACCUACAGUGGAGAGGUAGGUGGUCUGUGUGGAAACUUCAAUGCCAAUGGCAAUGACGACAUGCACACACCUGACAACACCCCUGCCACAACUCCUACAGAGUUUGGUAAAAGCUGGAAAGUGAAGGAUGACCCACGAUGCAAAGACACAUGCCAAAAAUGUCCUGUUUGUGACAUUAACUCUGAGCCAAAUAAACCGUACCGAGAGGCAUGUCGUAUUCUCACAAAUCAGAAUGGUCCCUUCAAGGCUUGUCACAACAAAGUUAAUCCCCAGCCAUAUUUUGAGGACUGUGUUUAUGACAUGUGCAUGUAUCAUGGCCACUCCUCAGCUCUUUGCGAUGCCCUCAGUGCAUACACUGCAGUUUGCCAGGAGGCCAAAGCCAGUAUCAAUGUUUGGAGAACGGACACAUUCUGUGCGCUAGCCUGCAAACCAUUCAGCCACUAUGAGCUGUGUGCUGACAGUUGUUCUCAAACGUGUGGCACCAAUGACGUCUGUGAUGUCACUUCUUGCAAAGAGGGCUGUGAGUGUGAUGACGGCUUUGAAUUCAGCAAUGGACAGUGUGUGCAGGAGGAACAGUGUGGCUGUCUCUACAAGGAUCAGUACUAUGAACACGGGCAGGUGUUUUUUCCUGGUGAGCAAUGUGCCCGGCGUUGUGAGUGUGGGGAUAAUGGCAGGGUGCAGUGCCAGGACAGCUUCUCCUGUGGUCCUGGUGAAGUGUGCAAAAUCCAGGAUGGAACCAAGGGCUGCUUCCCAACAGACAAAGCAGCUUGCUCUGUGUCAGGAUCUGGACACUAUCAAACAUUCGAUAACAGGGUCUUCAGUGUUCCUGGAAACUGUAAGUACACAAUGGCAGAGGUUGUGGAGGACAAAGAGGGAAAGAGGGCUCCCUUCAGUGUGAUCAUCCAUCAGCAAUCAACACCCAACGACCUAACAGUUACCAGAAGUGUCCAAAUACAAGUCAACGACCGCACCCUCUCCAUGCUUCCUGGACGGCUGUGGGAAGUAAUGGUGGAUGGUGUCAGAGUGAAUCUCCCGCUUGAGCUGGAUGAUGGGGAAGUGCAAGCCUAUCAGAGUGGCCUUGUCAUCACCCUGCAGACUCACUUUGGCUUGAAGGUGACUUAUGACACCAGGUCCAUGGUCAGAGUAGAAAUGCCAUCCUCUUACCAAGGCACACUGCUAGGUCUCUGUGGCAACUACAACAGCAACCCAGGCGAUGACUUUGCUCUACCGGGAGGUGAACAGGCAAAGUCGGCAGAAGCCUUCACCAAUGGCUGGGUCAUGGCUGAAAAGGGUGUGAAAUGUCAGACCGGAUGUGGUGGCCAGUGUCCCUCCACACCACCUGACACACAGGAGUCCAAAGACAAGUGUGACAUCCUGAAAGACACAAAGGGUCCAUUUUCAAAGUGCCACGCAACUGUGCCACCUCAGAAGCAUUUUGACGAAUGUGUGAAAGACCUUUCAGAACAAGGGGGGAAAGACGAGGUCCUCUGUCAACACUUGCAGAACUAUGUUGCCAUUUGCCAGGAGGCUGGUGCCUCGGUCGACCUCUGGAGAAAUGACACAUUCUGCCCUAAAACAUGCCCAGAGAACAGUCAAUAUGAGCUCUGCGCUGACACCUGCACUACCACCUGCGCCAGUCUAACAAAAUCUCCCAAGUGCUCACGCUGCCAGGAGGGAUGUGAGUGUUUGGAUGGUUUUGCAUUUGAUGGUGGGGUCUGUACACCGCUUGGAAAAUGUGGCUGUCUUGUUGACGGAGUGUACUUUAAGUCUGGGGAGACUGUGGUUACUGGAGAAGACUGUACAGAUAAGUGCACAUGCAUGGAUGGAGUGUACUUAUGUCAGGAAAUUCAGUGUACAGAAGAACAAGUGUGUUCUAUAAGGGAAGGUGCAAGGAACUGCUAUGAUGUUGACCCUUGCGAGCAGAAAGGGUGCCGCGAAAAAGAAAGGUGUGUGAAGAACGGCACUGUUGUUCAGUGUGUGGCAGAGUCCCAGGCCAGUUGUUGGGCCAUGGGGGACCCCCACUAUCGAAGCUUCGAUGGCAAGACAUUCUCUUUUCAAGGCACAUGUUCAUAUACUCUGGUUCAGACAAAUGGUAAAGAUGAAACACUGACUCCUUUCAGUGUAGUUGCCAAAACGGAGUUGGAAUCCCUCCACAGAGGUGCCUACUUAAAGACUGCAACCAUCCGGAUGGCAGAUGUCACCUUCACCAUUGUCUAUGGACAUCCUGGAAAAGUCAUGAUUGACGGAUCGCCUCACAACCUUCCUCUAACUCUCAACUCCGGAAAAAUCAAGAUUACCCAGAAAAGCUAUCAGGGUUUCAUCGAGACAGACUUUGGAGUGGAAAUUAUCUUUGACUGGGGAGAGGACCUGAAGGUCAUUGUGUCAAGUAGCUACUUUGAUAACCUGGAGGGGCUGUGUGGAAACUACAACGAUGACCCAUCAGAUGACUUCUCUCUGCCCAAGGGUAACAUCGUCAGUGACCUUCCAAAGUUUGCAGAGGCUUGGGGUCUCCCAGAGACCAACCAGUCCUGCAUGCAUGCCUGCCUUGGUACCUGCCCAGACUGCCCAGAUGAGUCAGUUUAUAAGCAAAGGCAAUACUGUGGUGAGAUUGUGGUGAAGGAUGGGGUAUUUGCAGCCUGUCACGCCCAUAUUUCACCACUGCCUCUCAUGGCAGACUGCAUUUACAACAUGUGCAACCAUCAGGGGGAUGAGGAGAUGCUGUGCAGGGUCAUGGACAACUAUGUCAAAAUGUGCCAGCAGAAGGGUGCUGUGGUCUCCAAUCAGUGGAUGCAGACGCUUGACUGUUUUAAUGGGUGUCCCGAUGGCCGUGAAUUUCUGACCAGCUUCUUGACAAACGUACAAUAUAGUUAUACCGACCAAAAAUUUCAGCUUAUUAUCACUGCCUAUGAAAGCCCAGCCAUCGUCAAUGUCUUAUGUCCUUCUUAUGAGAAGCAGUUGACAGUGGCCAAGGGGACAACCAUCCGCCUAUCCUUACCAAAGACAGUUGAACUAGAUGGCCAUGGGGUCAGUGACAAAGUAGUCCGAAUCACCUCUGACAAUUACGUCACUGUGACCACAUCCAAUAGAAAACCUUACACUGGUGACUCCAGCGUAAUCCUGCCGACACAUCAGUUAGGGAGAGAAUAUGUAGUUUUCACACCAGACCCAAAGCCAAUGGCAGCACUUUUUGCAAUUGUAAAUGGUGACAAAGUGAACGUGGUUGAGGUCAUGCCUGCUGACACACCCGGAAAGCAUGACACCUAUACAUUGCAGCCGUAUGAAGCCUUCCAGUUUAAGAAUGCCAAGUCUUGGACUGGGACUAGGGUCAGGUCCUCACAUCCCAUAGCUGUUUUAGCAGGGGCAGAGUGUACUCAAUUAUCCAAAUACUGUGAACAUGUAUAUGAACAGCUUAUUCCUGUGGAAAGGCUUUCAACUCACUACUUGGUCCCAUCUAUGCUUAGGCAAAAAACUAAUAUUUACAUUGAUUAUGCCAACGUGGUUGCAACUGAGGAUCACACAACAGUGACCAUUACAUGCGGGACAUAUCCCAGUAACUACAUGUUAGAUGCUGGUGAAACCAAGACUAUUGAGAUGAGAUAUGUUGAACCCUGUGCAGUAAUCAGCAACAAAAAGGUAAUGGUUAUGUACUUUGGCAAUAAUUAUCCCUAUGAUGUGUUUCUGACAACCAUUCUUCCCACCUCGGAGAUGUCAAACAGCUGGUCCUUCACAAUUGAACCACUGUUUGACAACUCUGCUGUAAUAAUAUCAGAAGCAAAGAACUCUGCCAUGAUACAGGGUCUCGAAGGAGCACAGUGGAACAUUUUCAAUUCCGAUGAACGGUAUGUUUGGACAACCAAAACGUUCACGCAUAAGGAAUCAGAUACUUUUGUCAUUUUUGGAACCGCCUUGAUGGCAGUUUAUAUCUUUGGCGGAUUACAAUCGAAUGGGUAUGGCACAACUGGAGUCUGCUCUUCAGGAAAAGCACAAACUCCAGCACCUGAUCCCUGUGAUAGCAUCAUAUGUCGGGAAAAGGAGGAAUGCCGCGGUGACUGUGUCGCCACAUCAGAGGACACCUGCUAUGCCCUGGGGGAUCCCCACUACAGAACAUUUGAUGGCAGACGCUACGACUUCCAGGGUACCUGCACCUACACCAUGGCAAAGGUUGUGAAAACAGAGGCAAGUCUCGCUCCCUUCACAGUCCUGGCCAAGAACAACCACAGAGGGAGCCGAUGGGUGGCAUUUGUGAGGACAGUGACAGUGACUGUCUACAAUCACACCGUAGCCAUUAGCAACAGACGGGGACAGGUGGAGGUGGAUGGUGAAAUUGUUUACCUGCCUGUGAGUUUAGCUGGAGGAAAACUUGUGGUGGUCCAGAGUGGCAGGUAUGCCAUUAUGAAAACGGACUUUGGUCUGAGAGUCACAUAUGACUGGAAUAUGAUGCUGUACAUCACAGUUCCAAGCAGCUACUUCCGAGCCCUGGGUGGCCUUUGUGGGAACUACAAUGGUGACCGUGGGGAUGAGUGGACCAGCCCCUCUGGCAGUCAGCUCUCCUCAGCCCUUGAGUUUGCCAAGAGCUGGAAAGAAGCAGACGGUGACUUGUUCUGCCAUGAUAACUGCCAUGGAAGAUGUCCCACUUGUUCACCAACAGAGCAAGAGAAAUAUGGUGGGAACGGCUACUGUGGAAAAAUCACUGACCCCAAGGGUGUUUUUGCUAAAUGCAUAAGCGAAGUAGACCCUGAAAUCUACUUCAGCAAUUGUGUCUUUGACAUCUGCAUCAAUAAUGGCCUCACCAGCUUCCUAUGUGAUAAUGUGGAAAAUUAUGUUGAUGCCUGUAUGGCCCAAGGCAUCAAGAUUGACCGCUGGAGGACUGUUGCUGACUGCCCAAUUGAUUGUCCUGCAAACAGCCACUAUGAUGCUUGUGGACCAGCAUGUACCUCCUCCUGUGCUGAUAAAAAUGCCGCCUCCACCUGCAAGCUGCCAUGUGUAGAGGGCUGCCAGUGUAAUGCAGGCUUUGUCCUCAGCGGUGACACAUGUGUAAGAGAGACAUCAUGUGGCUGCACCCAUGAGGGUCGCUACCACCCACCUGGAAAGACAUUUUGGGCUGACAACACAUGUACUAAAAGAUGCACUUGCAACUCUGGAACCAUUCAGUGCACUAACACUAAGUGCAAGAGUUCAGAGGUGUGUUCGGUGAGGAAUGGAGUGAGAGACUGCCAUCCCCUCUCUUAUAGCACCUGCUAUGGCUCAGGUGAUCCACACUAUCGAUCAUUUGAUGGGAAGAAAUUUGACUUCCAGGGAACUUGUACAUACUACCUGUCCAAGCUGUUGAACACUACGGAUGAAAGUCUGGAAGCAUUUGAGGUGCAAGUCCAAAAUGAGAACAGAGGCCGCAACAAGGCAGUGGCAUACACAAAGACAGUCCUGAUAAAAGUGUAUGGGCAUACCAUUGUUUUAAGCAGUGACAAUCCAGGAAGAGUGACGCUUGAUGAUGUAUUCGUAAAUUUCCCAAUAACACUGGAGGAUAGUCAACUGUCAAUUGUUCGAAGAGGCUGGUCUGGAGUGGUAAAAACUGAGUUCGGCUUACGAGUCCAGUAUGACUGGAGAAGCUACGUGUCAGUUACUCUGCCUAGCACCUACAGUGGAGAGGUAGGUGGUCUGUGUGGAAACUUCAAUGCCAAUGGAAAUGACGACAUACACACACCUGACAACACCCCUGCCACAACUCCUGCAGAGUUUGAUGAGAGCUGGAAAGUGAAGGAUGACCCGCGAUCUCUUUGCGAUGCCCUCAGUGCAUACACUGCAGUUUGCCAAGAAGCCAAAGCCAGCAUCACUGUUUGGAGAACGGACACAUUCUGUCCUCUGAUCUGCAAGCCAUACAGCCACUAUGAGCUGUGUGCAGACAGCUGUUCUCAAAUGUGUGGCACCAAUGACAUCUGUGAUGUCACUUCUUGCAAAGAGGGCUGUGAGUGUGAUGACGGCUUUGAAUUCAGCAAUGGACAGUGUGUGCGGGAGGAACAGUGUGGCUGUCUCUACAAUGGUCAGUACUAUGAACACGGGCAGAUGUUUUUCCCUGGUGAGCAAUGUGCCCGGCGUUGUGAGUGUGGAGAUAAUCGCAGGGUGCAGUGCCAGGACAGCUUCUCCUGUGGUCCUGGUGAAGUGUGCAAAAUCCACGAUGGAACCAAGGGCUGCUUCCCAACAGACAAAGCAGCUUGCUCUGUGUCAGGAUCUGGACACUAUCAAACAUUCGAUAACAGGGUCUUCAGUGUUCCUGGAAACUGUAAGUACACAAUGGCAGAGGUUGUAGAGGACAAAGAGGGAAAGAGGGUUCCCUUCAAUGUGAUCAUCCAUCAGGAAUCAGCAACUGAUGACCCAACAGUUACCAGAAGUGUCCAAAUACAAGUCAACGACCACAUCCUCUCCAUGCUGCCUGGACGCCAGUGGGAACUCUUGUGGCAGCGCGGCUCGUCCGGUGGGGACCCCGUCAGUGGCUGGACAGCGUUGGCGUCGUGGCGGCACGGCUCGUCCGGCGGGGACCUCGUCAGUGGAUGGACGGCGUUGGGCAGCGGCGGCGUAGCUCGUCCAGUGGGGGCCUCGUCAGCGGAUGGACGGCGUUGGGCAGCGGCGGCGUUGGGCAGCGACGGCGUUGGGCAGCGGCGGCGUUGGGCAGCGGCGGCGCGGCUCGUCCGGCGGGGGCCUCGUCAGUGGCUGGACAGCGUUGGCGUGGUGGCGGGCACAACUCUUCCGGCGGGGACCUCGUCAGUGGCUGGACAGCGUUGGCGUAGCAGUGGGCACGGCUCGUCCGGCAGGGGUCUCGUCAGUGGCUGGACAGAGUUGGGCAGCGACGGCGUUGGGCAGCGACGGCGUUGGACAGCGACGGCGCGGCUCGUCCGGCGGGGGCCUCGUCAGUGGUUGGACAGCGUUGGCGUAGCGGCGGGCACGCUCUUCCGGCGGGGACCUCGUCAGUGGAUGGACAGCGGCGGCACGGCUCGUCCGGUGGUGGGGGAGGGCUCGUCAGUGGCUGGACAGCGUUGGGUCAGCGUGGAUGGUGUCAGAAUGAAUCUCCCGCUUGAGCUGGAUGAUGGGGAAGUGCAAGCCUAUCAGAGUGGCCUUGUCAUCACCCUGCAGACUCACUUUGGCUUGAAGGUGACUUAUGACACCAGGUCCAUGGUCACAGUAGAAAUGCCAUCCUCUUACCAAGGCACUCUGCUAGGUCUCUGUGGCAACUACAACAGCAACCCAGGCGAUGACUUUGCUCUCCCAGGAGGGGAACAGGCAACGUCAGCGGAAGUCUGCGCCAAGGGCUGGGUCGUGGCUGAAAAGGGUGUGAAAUGUCAGACCGGAUGUGGUGGCCAGUGUCCCUCCCCCCCUCCAACAGACACACACGAGUCCAAAGACAAGUGUGACAUCUUGAAAGAUCCAAAGGGUCCAUUUGCAAAGUGCCACGCAACUGUGCCACCUCAGAAGCAUUUUGAUGAAUGUGUGAAAGACCUUUCAGAACAAGGGGGGAAAGACGAGGUCCUCUGCCAACACUUGCAGAACUAUGUUGCCAUUUGCCAGGAGGCUGGAGCCUCAGUCGACCUCUGGAGAAAUGACACAUUCUGCCCUAAAACAUGCCCAGAGAACAGUCAAUAUGAGCUCUGCGCUGACACCUGCACUACCACCUGCGCCAGUCUAACAAAAUCUCCCAAGUGCUCACGCUGCCAGGAGGGAUGUGAGUGUUUGGAUGGUUUUGCAUUUGAUGGUGGGAUUUGUACACCUCUUGGAAAAUGCGGGUGUGUGGUUGACGGACUGUACUUAAAGUCUGGGGAGACCGUGGUUACAGGAGAGGACUGCACAGAGAAGUGUACAUGUUUGGGUGGAGUGUACUCGUGUGAGAAAACAAGGUGCACAGAAGAUCAAGUGUGUUCUAUCAGGGAAGGUGUAAAGAACUGCUAUGAUGUUGACCCUUGCGAGCAGAAAGCGUGCCGUGAAAAAGAAAGGUGUGUGAAGAACGGGACUGUUGUCCAGUGUGUGGCAGAGUCUCAGGCCAGCUGUUGGGUCAUGGGGGACCCCCACUAUCGAAGCUUCGAUGGCAAGACGUUCUCUUUUCAAGGCACAUGUUCAUAUACUCUGGUUCAGACAAGUGGCAAAGAUAAAACACUGACUCCUUUCAGUGUAGUUACCAAAACGGAGUUGGAAUCCCUCCACAGAGGUGCCUACUUAAAGACUGCAACCAUCCGGAUGGCAGAUGUCAAUAUCGUUAUUGUUUAUGGUGAUCCUGGAAAACUGAUGAUUGAUGGAUCCUAUCGCAAUCUUCCUCUAACUCUGGACUCCGGAAAAAUCAAGAUUACCCAGAAGAGCUAUCAGGGUUUCAUCAAGACAGACUUUGGAGUGGAGAUCAUCUUUGAUUGGGGAGAGGACCUGAAGGUCAUUGUGUCAAGUAGCUACUUUGAUAACCUGGAGGGGCUGUGUGGAAACUACAACGAUGACCCAUCAGAUGACUUCUCUCUGCCCAAGGGCAACAUCGUCAGUGACCUGCCAAAGUUUGCAGAGGCUUGGGGUCUCCCAGAGACCAACCAGUCCUGUUUGCAUGCCUGCCUCGGUACCUGCCCUGACUGCCCAGAUGAAUCAGUCUAUAAGAAAAGGCAAUACUGUGGUGAGAUCGUGGAGAAGGAUGGGGUAUUUGCAGCCUGUCAUGCCCACAUUUCACCACUGCCUCUCAUGGCAGACUGCAUUUACAACAUGUGCACCCACCCUGACAAGGAGUUUCUGUGCACGGCCAUGGCCAACUAUGUGGGAAUGUGCCAGCAGAAGGGUGCUGAGGUCUCUAACCAGUGGUUACAGUCACUUAAUUGCUUUAAUGGGUGUCCGGACGGCCGUGAAUUUCUGACCACCUUCUUGACAAACUACAAACACAGUUAUACUCCUGACCAAAAAUAUCAGCUCAUCAUUUCUACCCAUGAAAGCCCAGCCAUCGUCAAUGUGCUAUUCCCUUCUUAUGAGAAGCAGUUGACAAUGGCCAAGGGGACAACCAUCCGCCUAUCUUUACCCAAGGCAGUUGAACUAGAUGGCCAUGGGCUCAGUGACAAAGUAGUCCGCAUCACAUCUGACAAUUACAUCACUGUGACCACAUCCAAUAGAAAACGGUCCACUGGUGACUACAGCGUAAUCCUCCCCACACAUCAGCUUGGGAGAGAGUAUGUACUGUACACACCGGAUCCAUGGAAAUAUGCAGCACUUUUUGCAAUUGUAAAUGGUGACAAAGUGAACGAGGUUGAGGUCAUGCCUGCUGACACACCCGGAAAGCAUGACACCUAUACAUUGCAGCCGUAUGAAGCCUUCCAGUUUAAGAAUGCCAAGUCUUGGACUGGGACUAGGCUUAUUCCUGUGGAAAGGCUUUCAACUCACUACUUGGUCCCAUCUAUGAUCGGGUCUAUUGGUUACACUGAUUUGGCCAGCGUGGUUGCAACUGAGGACCAUACAACCGUGACCAUUACCUGUGGGAAACAUGCCAGCAACUACAUGUUAGCUGCUGGUGAAACCAAGACUAUGAAGAUCACAUAUGGUAAAACCUGUGCAGUAAUCAGCAACAAAAAGCUGCUCUUCCUGGGGUCCACACACAACAUCUACCAAACGUAUUGCAACAUAAUUUCUCAUCCAUGUAUCCUUAUUUUAGGAAAAGCACCAACUCCGGCACCUGAUCCCUGUGAUAGCAUCAUAUGUCGGGAAAAGGAGGAAUGCCGCGAAGGUGAAUGUGUCACCACAUCAGAGGACACCUGCUAUGCCCUGGGGGAUCCCCACUACAGAACAUUUGAUGGCAGACGCUACGACUUCCAGGGUACCUGCACCUACACCAUGGCAAAGGUUGUGAAAAAGGAGACAGGUCUCGUUCCCUUCACAGUCCUGGCCAAGAACAACCACAGAGGGAACCGAUGGGUGGCAUUUGUGAGGACAGUGACAGUGACUGUCUACAAUCACACCGUAGCCAUUAGCAACAGACGGGGACAGGUGGAGGUGGAUGGUGAAAUUGUUUACCUGCCUUUGAGUUUGGCUGGAGGAAAACUUGUGGUGGUCCAGAGUGGCAGGUAUGCCAUUCUGAAAACGGACUUUGGUCUGAAAGUCACAUAUGACUGGAAUAUGAUGCUGUACAUCACAGUUCCAAGCAGCUACUUCCGAGCCCUGGGUGGCCUUUGUGGGAACUACAAUGGUGACCGUGGGGAUGAGUGGACCAGCCCCUCUGGCAGUCAGCUCUCCUCGGCCCUUGAGUUUGCCAAGAGCUGGAAAGAAGCAGACGGUGACUUGUUCUGCCAUGAUAACUGCCGUGGAAGAUGUCCCACUUGCUCACCAACUCAGCAAGAGAAAUAUGGUGGGAACGGCUAUUGUGGAAACAUCACUAACCCCAAGGGUGUUUUUGCUAAAUGCAUAAGCGAAGUAGACCCUGAAAUCUACUUCAGCAAUUGUGUCUUUGACAUCUGCAUCAAUAAUGGCCUCACCAGCUUCCUAUGUGAUAAUGUAGAAAAUUAUGUUGAUGCCUGUAUGGCCCAAGGCAUCAAGAUUGACAGCUGGAGGACUGCUGACUGCCCAAUUGAUUGUCCCGCAAACAGCCACUACAAUGCUUGCGGACCAGCAUGCGCCUCCUCCUGUGCUGAUAAAAACGGAGCAUCCACCUGCAAGCUGCCAUGUGUAGAUGGCUGCCAUUGUAACGCAGGCUUUGUCCUCAGCGGUGACACAUGCUGCACUAACACCAAGUGCAAGAGUUCAGAGGCGUGUUCGGUGAGGAAUGGAGUGAGAGACUGCCAUCCCCUCUCUUAUAGCACCUGCUAUGGCUCAGGUGAUCCACACUAUCGAUCAUUUGAUGGGAAGAAAUUUGACUUUCAGGGAACUUGUACAUACUACCUGUCCAAGCUAUUGAACACUACGGACCAAAGUCUGGAAGCAUUUGAGGUGCAAGUCCAAAAUGAGAACAGAGGCCGCAACAAGGCAGUGGCAUACACAAAGACAGUCCUGAUAAAAGUGUAUGGGCAUACCAUUGUUUUAAGCAGUGACAAUCCAGGAAGAGUGACGCUUGAUGAUGUAUUCGUAAAUUUCCCAAUAACACUGGAGGAUGGGCGACUGUCAAUUGUUCGAAGUGGCUGGUCUGGAGUGGUAAAAACUGAGUUCGGCUUACAAGUCCAGUAUGACUGGAGAAGCUACGUGUCAGUUACUCUGCCUAGCACCUACAGUGGAGAGGUAGGUGGUCUGUGUGGAAACUUCAAUGCCAAUGGCAAUGACGACAUGCACACACCUGACAACACCCCUGCCAAAACCCCAACAGAGUUUGCUCUUUGUGAUGCCCUCAGUGCAUACACUGCAGUUUGCCAAGAAGCCAAAGCCAGCAUCACUGUUUGGAGAACGGACACAUUCUGUCCUCUGAUCUGCAAGCCAUACAGCCACUAUGAGCUGUGUGCAGACAGCUGUUCUCAAACGUGUGGCACCAAUGACAUCUGUGAUGUCACUUCUUGCAAAGAGGGCUGUGAGUGUGAUGACGGCUUUGAAUUCAGCAAUGGACAGUGUGUGCGGGAGGAACAGUGUGGAUGUCUCCACAAUGGUCAGUACUAUGAACACGGGCAGGUGUUUUUCCCUGGUGAGCAAUGUGCCCGGCGUUGUGAGUGUGGAGAUAAUGGCAGGGUGCAGUGCCAGGACAGCUUCUCCUGUGGUCCUGGUGAAGUGUGCAAAAUCCAGGAUGGAACCAAGGGCUGCUUCCCAACAGACAAAGCAGCUUGCUCUGUGUCAGGAUCUGGACACUAUCAAACAUUCGAUAACAGGGUCUUCAGUGUUCCUGGAAACUGUAAGUACACAAUGGCAGAGGUUGUAGAGGACAAAGAGGGAAAGAGGGUUCCCUUCAAUGUGAUCAUCCAUCAGGAAUCAGCAACUGAUGACCCAACAGUUACCAGAAGUGUCCAAAUACAAGUCAACGACCACAUCCUCUCCAUGCUGCCUGGACGCCAGUGGGAACUCUUGGUGGAUGGUGUCAGAGUGAAUCUCCCGCUUGAGCUGGAUGAUGGGGAAGUGCAAGCCUAUCAGAAUGGCCUUGUCAUCACUCUUCAGACUGACUUUGGCUUGAAGGUGACUUAUGACACCAGGUCCAUGGUCAGAGUAGAAAUGCCAUCCUCUUACCAAGGCACACUGCUAGGUCUCUGUGGCAACUACAACAGCAACCCAGGCGAUGACUUCGCUCUACUGGGAGGUCAACAGGCCACGUCGGCAGAAGCCUUUGCCAAGGGCUGGGCCGUGGCUGAAAAGGGUGUGAAAUGUCAGACCGGAUGUGGUGGCCAGUGUCCCUCCCCCCCUCCAACAGACAAACAGGACUCCAAAGACAAGUGUGACAUCUUGAAAGACACAAAGGGUCCAUUUGCAAAGUGCCACGCAACUGUGCCACCUCAGAAGCAUUUUGACGAAUGUGUGAAAGACCUUUCAGAACAAGGGGGUAAAGACGAGGUCCUCUGCCAACACCUGCAGAACUAUGUUGCCGUUUGCCAGGAGGCUGGCGCCUCGGUCGACCUCUGGAGAAAUGACACAUUCUGCCCUAAAACAUGCCCAGAGAACAGUCAAUAUGAGCUCUGCGCUGACACCUGCACUACCACCUGCGCCAGUCUAACAAAAUCUCCCAAGUGCUCACGCUGCCAGGAGGGAUGUGAGUGUUUGGAUGGUUUUGCAUUUGAUGGUGGCGUUUGUACACCGCUUGGAAAAUGUGGAUGUGUGGUUGACGGACUGUACUUAAAGUCUGGGGAGACAGUGGUUACAGGAGAAGACUGCACAGAGAAGUGUACAUGUUUGGGUGGAGUUUACUCGUGUGAGAAAACAAGGUGCACAGAAGAUCAAGUGUGUUCUACCAGGGAAGGUGUAAAGAAGUGCUAUGACGUUGACCCUUGCGAGCAGAAAGCGUGCCGCGAAAAAGAAAGGUGUGUGAAGAACGGCACUGUUGUUCAGUGUGUGGCAGAGUCCCAGGCCAGCUGUUGGGUCAUGGGGGACCCCCACUAUCGAAGCUUCGAUGGCAAGACGUUCUCUUUUCAAGGCACAUGUUCAUAUACUCUGGUUCAGACAAGUGGCAAAGAUAAAACACUGACUCCUUUCAGUGUAGUUGCCAAAACGGAGUUGGAAUCCCUCCACAGAGGUGCCUACUUAAAGACUGCAACCAUCCGGAUGGCAGAUAUCAAUAUCGUUAUUGUUUAUGGUGAUCCUGGAAAAGUGAUGAUUGACGGAUCUACUCGAAAUCUCAACAAUCUCAAAUCGAAAUCUCUAACUCUCAACUCCGGAAAAAUCAAGAUUACCCAGAAAGAAUAUCAGGGUUUCAUCGAGACAGACUUUGGAGUGGAGAUCAUCUUUGAUUGGGGGGAGGACCUGAAGGUCAUUGUGUCAAGUAGCUACUUUGAUAACCUGGAGGGGCUGUGUGGAACCUACAACGAUGACCCAUCAGAUGACUUCUCUCUGCCCAAGGGCAACAUCGUCAGUGACCUGCCGAAGUUUGCAGAGGCUUGGGGUCUCCCAGAGACCAACCAGUCCUGCAUGCAUGCCUGCCCUGGUACCUGCCCAAACUGCCCAGAUGAGUCAGUUUAUAAGCAAAGGCAAUACUGUGGUGAGAUCGUGGUGAAGGAUGGGGCAUUUGCAGCCUGCCACGCCCACAUUUCACCACUGCCUCUCAUGGCAGAUUGCAUUUACAACAUGUGCACCCACCCAGACAAGGAGUUUCUGUGCACGGCCAUGGCCAACUAUGUGAGAAUGUGCCAGCAGAAGGGUGCUGAGGUCUCUACCCAGUGGUUACAAAAUCUGAAGAGGAGCACAGAUGAGGAGAAGGAGAUUGCAGAAAGCUAUCUAUACACAGAGCUGCUGCAUCAAGCAAUAUGA
Engraulis encrasicolus (European anchovy) is the source of this 16793-nucleotide messenger RNA. RefSeq names its product IgGFc-binding protein-like. The coding region runs from base 72 to 16793 and encodes 5573 amino acids. Gene Ontology annotation, molecular function: protein binding. The record is from RefSeq and is a predicted model, not a curated record. Lineage: Eukaryota; Metazoa; Chordata; Actinopteri; Clupeiformes; Engraulidae. The transcript has 41 exons.